Tupaia belangeri chinensis (Chinese tree shrew) is the source of this 5219-nucleotide messenger RNA. It is a transcript of the gene BRPF3, whose product is annotated as bromodomain and PHD finger containing 3. Lineage: Eukaryota; Metazoa; Chordata; Mammalia; Scandentia; Tupaiidae. The coding region runs from base 41 to 3655 and encodes 1204 amino acids. Gene Ontology annotation, molecular function: protein binding. The transcript has 12 exons. Gene Ontology annotation, biological process: regulation of transcription by RNA polymerase II. The record is from RefSeq and is a predicted model, not a curated record.
CUCUUUCUCCUUAGGCCUAUCCUUUUGUUUCUCAGGUGCCAUGAGGAAGCCUCGCAGAAAGUCACGGCAGAAGGCCGAGGGCCGGCGUUCCCCGUCCCCCUAUAGUCUCAAGUGCUCACCUACCCGGGAGACCCUGACAUACGCCCAAGCUCAACGAAUUGUUGAGGUGGAUAUUGAUGGACGUCUGCAUCGUAUCAGCAUCUAUGAUCCUCUCAAGAUCAUUACCGAGGAUGAGCUGACUGCCCAGGACAUCACUGAAUGCAAUAGUAACAAGGAAAACAGUGAGCAGCCUCAGUUCCCUGGCAAGUCCAAGAAACCCUCAUCCAAGGGCAAAAAGAAGGAGUCCUGCUCCAAGCAUGCAUCUGGCUCUACCUUCCAUCUCCCACAGCCCAGUUUCCGCGUGGUGGACUCAGGCAGUCAGCCAGAAGCACCCCCGCUGCCCGCUGCCUAUUACCGAUACAUUGAGAAGCCACCUGAAGACCUGGAUGCAGAGGUAGAAUAUGACAUGGAUGAGGAGGACCUUGCUUGGCUGGAUAUGGUGAAUGAGAAGCGGCGAGUAGAUGGGCACAGUUUGGUGUCAGCAGAUACCUUCGAGCUACUGGUGGACCGGCUUGAGAAGGAGUCAUACUUGGAGAGUCGCAGCAGUGGAGCCCAACAAUCACUCAUUGAUGAAGAUGCCUUCUGCUGCGUGUGCCUGGAUGAUGAAUGCCAUAAUAGUAAUGUCAUUCUCUUCUGUGACAUCUGCAACUUGGCUGUACACCAGGAGUGCUACGGUGUCCCCUACAUCCCUGAGGGCCAGUGGUUGUGCCGCUGCUGCCUGCAGUCUCCCUCUCGGCCUGUGGAUUGUGUCCUCUGUCCCAAUAAGGGUGGCGCCUUCAAACAGACCAGUGAUGGACACUGGGCCCACGUGGUGUGUGCCAUUUGGAUCCCUGAAGUCUGCUUUGCUAACACCGUGUUUCUGGAGCCUAUCGAGGGCAUUGACAAUAUCCCACCUGCCCGCUGGAAACUAACCUGCUAUAUCUGCAAGCAGAAGGGGCUAGGUGCAGCCAUUCAGUGCCAUAAGGUUAACUGCUACACAGCUUUCCAUGUGACAUGUGCACAGCGAGCUGGGCUCUUCAUGAAGAUUGAGCCUAUGCGUGAAACUAGCCUCAAUGGCACCAUCUUCACAGUGCGUAAGACCGCCUACUGUGAGGCCCACUCACCGCCAGGUGCUGCCACUGCUAGAAGGAAGGGUGACUCCCCCAGAAGCCUCAGUGAGGCUGGGGAUGAGGAAGGUCUGAAGGAUGGUGGGGAGGAGGAAGAAGAGGAAGAAAUGGAAGAGGAGGAGCAAGAAGGCCAGGGUGGGGUGGGUGGGCCCCUUAAGGGAAUGCCCAAGAAGAACAAAACAAGUUUGAAGCAAAAAAUCAAGAAGGAGCCAGAGGAAGCAGGCCGAGACACACCAUCCACUGUUCCCAUCGUCACUGUCCCACAGAUACCUUCUUACAGGUUGAACAAGAUUUGUAGUGGUCUCUCCUUUCAAAGGAAAAACCAGUUCAUGCAGCGGCUUCACAACUACUGGCUGUUGAAGCGUCAGGCACGGAAUGGUGUCCCUCUCAUCCGGCGCCUGCAUUCCCAUUUGCAGUCCCAAAGAAACGCUGAGCAGCGUGAGCAGGAUGAGAAGACAAGCGCAGUAAAGGAAGAGCUGAAAUACUGGCAGAAGCUCCGGCAUGACUUGGAGCGGGCACGGCUGUUAAUUGAACUGAUUCGGAAGAGAGAAAAGCUCAAGCGGGAACAGGUUAAAGUCCAACAGGCUGCCAUGGAGCUAGAGCUGAUGCCAUUCAAUGUUUUGUUGAGGACAACACUCGAUCUGCUGCAGGAGAAGGAUCCCGCACACAUAUUUGCCGAACCUGUCAACCUGAGUGAGGUUCCAGAUUACCUGGAAUUCAUAUCCAAGCCAAUGGAUUUUUCUACUAUGAGGCGGAAGCUGGAGUCCCACCUGUACUGCACCUUGGAGGAGUUUGAGGAGGACUUUAACCUUAUAGUUACCAACUGCAUGAAGUAUAAUGCUAAAGACACAAUUUUCCACCGAGCAGCUGUCCGCCUGCGGGACCUGGGAGGGGCCAUCCUGCGGCAUGCCCGGCGGCAGGCAGAGAACAUCGGCUAUGACCCCGAGAGGGGCACCCACCUGCCCGAAUCACCAAAAUUGAAGGAUUUUUACCGCUUCUCCUGGGAAGACGUGGACAACAUCCUCAUCCCUGAGAACCGGGCCCAUUUGUCCCCAGAAGUGCAGCUGAAGGAGCUGCUGGAGAAACUGGACCUGGUGAGUGCCAUGCGGUCUAGUGGGGCCCGCAGGCGCCGUGUCCGCCUACUGCGCCGAGAGAUAAACGCCCUUCGGCAGAAGCUGGCACAGCCUCCACCACCACAGCCACCAUCACUGAACAAAACAGUGUCUAAUGGGGAGCUGCCAGCAGGGCCCCAGGGGGAUGCAGCUGUGCUGGAGCAGGCCCUACAGGAGGAGCCAGAAGAUGAUGGGGACAGAGAUGACUCCAAACUGCCUCCCCCACCAACCCUAGAGCCCACUGGGCCUGCACCUUCCUUGUCUGAGCAAGAAUCCCCCCCAGAUCCUCCCACCCUGAAACCCAUCAAUGAUAGCAAACCUCCAAGCCGGAUCCUAAAGCCCAAAAAGAUGGAAGAAGAUGAGCUCUUGGAAAAAUCUCCUUUGCAGCUAGGGAGCGAGCCUUUGCAACGCCUACUCAAUGACAAUGGCAUCAAUAGAUUGUCCCUCUUGGCUCCUGACAACCCUGCUGGUACCCCACUUAGUGGAGUGGGCCGCCGCACAUCAGUUCUCUUCAAGAAGGCCAAGAAUGGGGUUAAGCUACAGAGGAGCCCAGACAGGGCCCUGGAAAAUGGUGAGGACCAUGGUGUGACAAGCCCUCCUGCCUCUCCAGUCAGCAUCGAGGAUGAGCACCACUCCCGGAAGCGACCAAGAAGCAGGAGCUGUAGUGAGAGUGAAGGGGAGAGGUCCCCCCAGCAAGAGGAAGAGACAGGUGUGACCAACGGCUUUGGAAAACACACUGAAAGCGGGUCUGACUCGGAAUGUAGUUUGAGUCUCAGUGGUGGACUGGCAUUUGAAGCUUGCAGUGGUCUUACACCCCCCAAACGCAGCCGCGGGAAACCAGCCCUGUCUCGAGUACCCUUCCUGGAAGGUGUGAAUGGAGACUCUGACUACAAUGGCGCAGGCAGAAGCCUCCUGAUGCCCUUUGAAGACCGCGGAGACCUGGAGCCCCUGGAGCUGGUGUGGGCCAAGUGCCGAGGCUAUCCCUCCUACCCUGCCUUGAUCAUCGAUCCCAAGAUGCCCCGGGAGGGCCUCCUUCACAAUGGUGUCCCCAUCCCUGUCCCCCCGCUGGACGUGCUGAAACUGGGAGAGCAGAAACAGGCAGAGGCUGGAGAGAAGCUCUUCCUUGUCCUCUUCUUUGACAACAAGCGCACCUGGCAGUGGCUUCCGAGGGACAAAGUACUACCCUUGGGUGUGGAAGACACCGUGGACAAGCUCAAGAUGCUGGAAGGCCGCAAGACUAGCAUCCGCAAGUCAGUGCAAGUGGCCUACGACCGUGCCAUGAUCCACCUGAGCCGAGUCCGGGGACCCCACUCCUUUGUCACUUCCAGCUACCUGUAAAGGCAAGGUCGGGCCCGCAUCGCCUGCUCUGCCUCCGUCCCAUGGGGCACAGAGAAUCUUCUCUGCCCCAGCUAGAUGAAUGGCUGGCAGCUUCCUCCUCUCAUGGCAGGCCAGGGACUGGGCUAUGUUCCCAUCAAGGGCAAGACCCCAGUUUUGACCAAUCUUGUGGCUCCUCUUGUGGGCCUGCUGUGUGCCAAAACCCCCACCCAAGGUCCCUCAGGGGAUAGUCCACUAAAGAAACAUUUAGAAGUAGAAACAGCUGUGGGACUGGGCCCGGCAGAGGAGAUGGACCUGGCCCAGAAGGCAAGAGGUCCUAGCUCCUUUUUGAGGGUCUGCCUAGCCCCCUCCAUCCCACCCCCAGCUAACUACACCUCAGGUGGGUGGAGCUCCUGACACAGAUCCCAGAGACGCUCCAGCUAUGCCAGGGCUGUGGGGAGUCAGCGAGCUUGCUUUCUCCCUCUGCCCACUUCCAUCCCACCUCCCUGUCCCAUCUUUUACACCCAGGCCCAGUUUCUGCCUUUUUUCCAUGAUCCUUUCCUUACUUCUCUUGUGCCAAACUGACAGAAACCAUCAUGGUCUUUUUCUUUAAUGUCUCAUUCCUCUUGAGGCCAGCUGCUAUGUUAGGUGGGUGUCUCUGCCAGGCUCCUCAUGGCCCAGGCAGAGACCACCACUUGGAAACCUCUCCACCAGCACUCCCCCUACACACACCUCCACAGACCUUCACUUCUGCUGUCUAGACAGCAGAGGCCCAGUUGUGCAAAUGGGUCCCUGGAUUGAGGCUGGACCCCUCCUGCCCUCUCCCUGUGUUGCAGCGAAGCGAGCUGAGGCUAGGGGGGUCGGCUCCUGUCAGGCUAAACUGGUAUGUAAGUGCCCAUCUGUCUGCCUGUAUGUUGAGGGGAGCUAUGUUCUUCAGCUGGGCCUGCCCCUUCCUACUCCUGCCCUCUCCCUGUGGGCUCUUUCCUGCAACUGCAGCCUUAAGCCUCACUCUACCCCACAGUGGCCGGUAUGACACCUGAUGUCCAGCAUCUUCCUGGCCCACGUGCUGCCCUGCCAGCCUCUGCUGCUCGCCCCCAACCCCAGGGAAUGCAACACUUUCAAACCCUCUGUCUCUUUCCCCCUUUGAUUCCUUUCCCACCUUCACCUUCUCAAAAAUGGAAGGGAAGAAAAAAAACUGUGAAUGGGGAAUGCUGACUUAAACCAACACAACUUUCAGAGGCUUCAGUGUCUCUUCUCUGGACAUUUCUUUUCACCUCCUAAGCACCAAAGUUGCAGGGCCAGGUUGCAGGCCACUGAUCGCCAUGUUGAUUUUAACCUGAUGUUCUUUUUAAUUGUUUUAAAUUUUUCAUAGGGGAGUUUUGGACAAAACAAAGUCACUGGGGAGAUCACUGCCAUUUUUACACACUCGACUUUUUAAAAAUACAACCAACAAACCACCACAACUUCUUACACAUUUGGGACAUGAGCCAGAGUUUAAAAGGGAACCAACAAAACUCUCUAACAUAAAGGAUGGGGUUUUGGAUUUUGUACAAUAAUAAAAACACAGUACAGCAUAUGGCUAGGGAAG